CACGUUGCCUAUCGUUGCCGACUUAAUCGUUCGACUGGACGCAGUCGGUUUCUUCAGUCGCGCGUUUCACCGGCGGCUUUUUGCAGGGCGACCGCGAUCGUGCAACACUUAAAGUGUGAUUUUUUGUUUGUUGUGUGACGACUAUUCAUUGAUAUUUAAAUACAUACAGCUGGAGUGACUGUAUAAUUGGAAUUGUGUAAAUCAAGUGCUAUGUGCAAAAUUCUCCAAGAGCUAAACCUACCCUUUAUUCUACUAUAUCAUCAAAAGUAAUCCGGCAAAUACACCAUAUUUCUAACCACAAUCAAUAAACCCUAAAAAUAAAUAAAGUUAACUUUAUAAAAAAAAUCGUUUGAAAAUAUAAUAUCGUAUUUUCGAAUAUUACUAAAAGUAUUUUUAAAAUAAAAUAUAAAGUCUUUCAACAUACAUAUACGCUAAACAGGGGCUUAAAAAUUCAAAGUAAACCAGCAAAUACAGAAAAGUGAAACCUAAAGUCUUAUAUUUCUCAGUAAUCUACAGACAAAUAUCUACAUAAACAUAAAUACCGAAACUUAUCCAUAAUCAAAUCCAGAUUUAAUCGCAACGUUAAUACUUAAAGUUCCCACAUAAGACAAGUUUUAUUAAUAUACACUCUUGAAUGUUAAAUAACUAACAAUCUCAGUGAUUCAACCAGAAAAACCCAGUAAUCGUUUGCAGAAAAUGCUUUUUCAAUUAGCUUAAAGCACGGGAAAGUUAACUAAGACACUCGAACUUUUAUCAAGGAUACCAGAAGCUGCAGACAUGGUUUCGGAGGAGAACUGGAACAGCGACACGAUGUCCGACUCGGACAUGAUCGACUCGAAGAACGACGUGUGCGGGGGGGCCUCCAGCUCCAGCGGGAGUUCCAUUUCGCCCAGGACGCCGCCCAACUGCGCCCGCUGCCGCAACCACGGCCUGAAGAUCACCCUGAAGGGACACAAGCGGUACUGCAAGUUCCGCUACUGCACUUGCGAGAAGUGCCGCCUGACGGCGGAUCGCCAGCGGGUGAUGGCCCUGCAAACAGCCCUGAGACGAGCCCAGGCGCAGGACGAGCAGCGGGCGCUGCACAUGCACGAGGUGCCGCCUGCGGGAACGGCCACCACAACCCUGCUGGGCCACCACCAUCAUGCCGCUGCUCCCCCCCACGUCCACGCCCACCAUGUGCAUGCCCAUCACGCCCACGGCCACCACUCGCAUCACGGACAUGUCCUGCACCACCAGCAGGCCGCCGCGGCAGCAGCAGCCGCAGCAGCAGCUCCGUCGGCUCCGGCCUCCCAUCUUGGGGGCUCCUCCACGGCCGCCUCCAGCCUCCAUGGCCAUGCCCAUGCGCACCACGUCCACAUGGCGGCCGCCGCAGCCGCCUCGGUGGCCCAGCACCAGCACCAGAGCCACCCACACUCGCACAACCACCACCACCACCAGCACCACCACCCACAUCCGCAUCAGCAGGCGCCCCCGCAGCACACCACGCUGCGAUCGCCGCCGCACAGCGAGCAUGGCGGAAGUGUGGGUCCGGCCAGCAGCAGCUCCGGCGGAGGAGCGGCCAGUUCCAGUAACGCCGCACCGGCCACCUCGAGCAACGGCUCCAGCAAUAGCAAUGGAGGGGGAGGAGGUGGAGGUGGAGGAGGAGGAGGUGGUGGAGCCAGCUCGGGCGGCGGAGCUGCAGGAGGAAGGUCCUCGGGCACCUCGGUGAUCACCAGUGCCGACCAUCACAUGAGCACGGUGCCAACGCCCGCCCAAUCGCUGGAGGGCUCCUGCGACUCGUCCUCGCCCUCGCCAUCGUCCACUUCCGGCGCCGCCAUUUUGCCGAUCUCAGUUUCCGUCAAUCGCAAGAAUGGCGCCAAUGUGCCCUUGGGCCAAGACGUUUUCCUAGACUAUUGCCAAAAGCUAUUAGAGAAAUUCCGCUAUCCUUGGGAGCUGAUGCCGCUCAUGUAUGUGAUAUUGAAGGAUGCAGACGCCAAUAUUGAAGAGGCUUCCCGGCGAAUCGAAGAGGCUCGCGUGGAAAUAAACCGCACUGUAGCGCAGAUCUAUUACAACUACAACUACGCCCUUAUGAAUGGGGCGCCCAUGUACCUGACCUACCCGAGCAUAGAGCAGGGUCGCUAUGGGGCGCACUUCACACACCUGCCGCUCACCCAGAUUUGUCCGCCGACGCCCGAGCCGCUGGCCCUCAGUCUCCCCAGCAGCCCCAGCGGCCCUUCGGCCGCCCACAACCAGAAGCCCUCGCGUCCGGGCAGCAGCAACGGCACCGUGAACUCCGCCGCCUCGCCCACGAUGGUCACCACAAUGGCCACCACCUCCUCCACAACGACGCCGAUCCACAGCCGGCGGCAGAGAUCGCGAUCGGCCACGCCCACUACGCCGCCCCCACCCCCGCCGGCGCACAGCAGCAGCAACGGAGCCUACCACCACGGUCACCACCUGGUCAGCUCGACGGCUGCCACGUAGCAGUAUCGCAAUGUUGCUGCCGCCGUGGCAGCAGCAGCAGCGGCAGCUGUCCUCUUUGUCGAUAAUUAGGUAAAGUAAGCGUCUACACUGGAUAUCAUUGCAAAGGAUGACCCCAACAUACCAAGAGUGACAGAAAGACCCAGUUUCUGCAGAAUGUUAUUUAAUAUUUAACCAGGCUUUGACAUAAUUCCAUCGAUAUGUGAAAAUCAGAAAACACCUAGAUUAUGAAAUUGUACUACCCAGAAAACCUUUUCAAAUUGAUCUCAAAAAAACUAAAAAUAAACGUAAACCAUUCUUAAAAAUGAUGAACUAAACUCCACUGAGAGUUAUUAUACACAAUGACGAAUAUGUCAGUAGUAGCUCUUCGUGAACACAUGUACUCGUAUUGUACAUAACAGUUUAAAGUUUCUCUGCAAGGAAAUAAUCAAGAAUCUUACAUAUAUCGAUCGGCACAUUAAAUCUUUUUUAAACCAUAGGCACAAUUUUAUAUUAACAAGUUCUAGUCCUAAGCAAGAGCACUUAGAAUCGAGAUCAUUAUUGUAUGGCAAGCGAGUUAAGGAUUGAAAAGAUUAUCAGAUCACUGUUUU
This is a messenger RNA of Drosophila suzukii, 3050 nucleotides long. RefSeq names its product transcription factor doublesex (gene dsx). Gene Ontology annotation, cellular component: nucleus. Gene Ontology annotation, molecular function: RNA polymerase II cis-regulatory region sequence-specific DNA binding; DNA-binding transcription factor activity, RNA polymerase II-specific. The record is from RefSeq and is a predicted model, not a curated record. Gene Ontology annotation, biological process: regulation of transcription by RNA polymerase II; sex differentiation. NCBI's taxonomy places the organism in Eukaryota, Metazoa, Arthropoda, Insecta, Diptera, Drosophilidae.